UGGGUGCAUGCGGAAGUAAUGGCAACACAACAGUCAUUUAACGAAAUUAACUAUCGAGCUCCGACAAAUUCAUUAACAAUCAACCUCUUUGAUAGUAAAAGUAUCAAUCAGGUGAUGAACGUUUUGUCCUUCAGGACAAAUGAAGAAGGUCUCUUUAAACUUCACAAAUACAAUGUGCUUCUGCCUUUUGAAUCAUUAAAAUCAAUGGAAUUGCCCUUGAAAUCUGAUUUGCCGAAUGCGUUUUGUAUUGAUGUCGUGUUCCUGACAACAAUGCAAAUAUCACAAGGCAAUCAAGCGUUUAAAAUUGAGAUAAAAAAUGCACAAAAAAUUGUGAUCUUCAAUGAAAACAUCAUAACUAGAAGGAAAAAUGAAUGGACAACAGCAAGGAUAUUUAGAAACGAUAUAAAAUUGAGAAAAGACUGGACGAUUACGUUGACUGCUCACACUCGGGAACUUGUGAUUGGCGGGAUCAAAUUCUGCAAAGAAGGAUUUACGGUUUAUAAGCCAAAAAUUGAGAAUCCAAACCACUGCCAAUCUUUGGUGAAAGAAACAGACACGACGGAACAGGUUGCCAUAUCUCAUGUCCAAAAGAUCUGGUCUGAACUUAUUGAUUGCAACAAGUUAUUUGGAGAAGAUUGUUCGGGUACCCGAUUGUGCUACCAGGAAGGAUAUUGCGCUUGCUUUGCUGGAUAUCAAGGAAAUAACUGUGCAUUUCAGUGCCACGGAACGAUGUUUGGACUAAACUGCUCACAGUUUACCGAAAGAAAAUGUUUUAACGAAAGCUUCUCUCCAAUAAACGGAACGUGUCGCGAAGGGUGCGCCGCUGGAUAUUCUCUUCCUGAUUGCAUCGAUGAAUGCACGGGUGAUAAGUACGGAAAAAAUUGCCAUAAAACAUCUACGAAGAAAUGCUUGAAUAAUGAAAUAAACCAUGUUGAUGGAAAAUGUUUGAAGGGUUGCGCAGAUGGAUAUUACCCCCCGAUUUGUGAAAAAGCAUGCACUAAGAAAAAAUUCGGCCCGAAUUGUUCGAAAACUAACGACCGGAAAUGCUUUAAUGGGAAUUUCUCUCGAAAAAACGGAAGCUGCCUGGAUGGUUGUAUCAAAGGAUACGUGUACCCUGAGUGCCAAAGAAAAAUUCAAACUGUGACUCCAAAAGUAAAAAGGGUUGGAUAUGAAAUGGUUACUCUGGAUUUGCUCGCAAGUUUGAAUGGAACGGUUAACAUCAGCCAAAUUUUGAUUGAAUAUGAAAUUAGCUCGCACUCACAAGACUGGGCUAAUGAACGAUUAGAAUAUCUUCCAAAUGAAUUAAAGGAGUACUCAAUCUCGAACUUAAAGUCAAAAACGCAGUACACCAUAAGAUUUACCCUUUUUGAAAAGGAUGCGAUGAAACACACUCAAAAUUUUUUGCCUGGAAAUAAUUUGAGUUUUAUUACUGAGUGCAAGCCUCUUGAUGCUUCAGCAUUAACGGUUCAAGCUGUGAACAGCAGUACUUUUUCGAUUAACAUGUCCGUCGAUGCCAAUGUUGAUGUAUGCACGCCAAAAUAUUUAACGGUGGUUCACAACGCAAUUGAGAUAUUGAACGAAACCAUGGUUGGAGCAAAUUUUGUGAAAUUUGUUCACAACUGCCAAUGUGGAGAGCACAGAAUUACCGUCGCUUUUGUGGAUUUGUCAUCAACGUUGCAUGAAAUGUUUUUAUGCUCAAACUGUCCAACUAUAGAUUUAUUAGGAAUCAUCUGGAAACUGCUCACUCCAAUCGCAACCGUGUUGGCGGUUCUAGCCGUGGUUAUUGGUCUCGGCGUCUGGUUUUAUACGAAAAAAUGGAAGAAAAAUCUGCCUUUAAACCAACUUACGGUGCAAUUUUCAAAUACCUCUGAAAUUUUAAGAAACGAGAUACUGCCAACACCAACUGCUGGAGCAAACAAACUCACUGAUAAUAAUAGAGAAAUUCCGUUAAAUUCAAUAUCAACUGACGUCGAAAGAUACUUGCAAAAGGCCCUUACAUUUAACCUCAAGAAAGAGUUUGAGAAAUUUCCGCUCGGCCAAACUCAGUCAUGGAACUGCGGCUCCAAAUCCCAAAAUAAGAGAAAGAAUCGAUACGCAAACUUGGCCGCCUACGACUGUUCUCGGGUUGUACUGGAUCUUCUUCCCGGCGACAAAUACUCUGACUAUAUCAACGCCAACUACGUCGAUGGUUUUGAACGACCGAAGGCUUACAUCGCUACUCAAGGACCGAAAUUAUCUACCGUUAACGACUUCUGGAGAAUGAUUUGGCAGGAAAACAUUUCUUUAAUUGUUAUGGUGACAAAUCUGGUGGUAGGUGACAAGAAAAAGUGUGAAAAAUACUGGCCAGACGUCAACAGGGAAGAGAGUUACGGGAACGUAGUUGUUCGCUCCGUCAAUGAGGAAAUAAACGCCAACUACGUAACACGGACCUUUUCAAUCUCCCGUGAUAAUGCGAUCCGACUCGUCCAACAAUUGCACUACACGAGCUGGCCCGACCAGGGAGUGCCACUUUAUCCGCAGUCGAUGGCUCUUUUCAUCGGUAAAAUCAACCAACACAGGAACAAGAAUCCGAUAUUGAUCCAUUGCAGUGGUGGAGUGGGGAAGACUGGCACAGUUAUUUUAAUUGAUGCUUGCCUUCAAAUGUUUCGUUCGCACAAUCGAAUAGAUGUGAUGAGCAUUUUCACCAAAAUGCGGUCUCAACGAGUCAAUUUGGUCAACAAUUUGGCACAAUACGAGUUCGUCCAUUUGGUGCUCUUGGAGAUCAUUGCGAAUCCCAAGUUUGAAAUUGACUGUGCCAAUUUCGAUGAGGAAUAUUGCCAGUUGAUGUCGUACAACAGGGAAUGGCUCAAGCAGAGCUUCGUAAAACUCGAAAUAAUUUGCGAGAAGGAUUUUCAGAGAUUGGAAUCACCAGCCAAAAACGAUCCCGCAAAAUGCAGAUAUCCGCAUUUCAUAUCUUCGUCUAACGCCAUCAUUAGACUUUUGCCUUACGAGAAUGUGGUGACCACGAGCUUUAUCAACGCCGUAAUCGUCGACGGAUACAACAGAGCCAAGCAAUUUAUCGUCACUCAAGUGCCGAUGAAAAAUACAGUUGAGGAUUUUUGGAGGAUGAUCGACCAGUUCAACGUCAAGCAAAUCGUUGUUCUCAACGAGCCGCAUACUUCAGACGCUAAAUUUCUUCCGUCAAAGAAACGCAAAUUCGCUUUUGGCGACAUAAAGGUUACUUUGGCUGAUUCUCAAAAUAACAACAACAUCAACACCUUGGAUAUCAAGCUUCUUUCUAAAGAAGAAUGCAAAAAAGUGCGCGUCAUGUGCGCCUCGUUCGGCUGGAUGCCGCAACAAGCUGCUCCGCCAAACAUGGAAGCCCUCAUUAACCUAUGGGGCAGUUUGAAAAUCGCUCAUGAGGAAGAUAGCAUCACUAUUGUCUGCCAUGACGGGGUGACUGCCAGCGGGCUUUUCCUCGCUAUGGGGUUCGUCAUCGAGAAAAUCAAGUUGGAGCAGAAGGUUGAUGCUGGGCUUGCAGUGCGAACCCUGAGGAAGUCGAGACCUGCCUUUGUUUCCUCAGACAUCCAGUUUGCAUUCCUGUACGAAGCUGCCUUACACUUUUUGAACUCGUUUGACACCUACGGUAACUUCAAAUGUUGAGGAUAAUAAUUUAAAACCGACCUUAUCCAUAGAUAGAAGAUAGGUCAAUUAAUCAUAAAUGAUAUUCUGUGUUUUGAACCAUAAUCUAAUCUAUAAACUAUACUAUCCACAACUAUAAUAAUGCAGUAAAAAAUUAUGCUUUUUAUCAGUUUAAUCAUUUAAGCAUUAAAAAUACGGAAAUAAACGUAUAUUCAAUUUAAGAGAAUAUAUAUAUAUAUUAUAUUACCUUUGCUAUGAGAUGGAGUGCAUGUGAGAACAUCAUCACCUGUUUGUACUACCACGCUGAAAGACAAAUAGAGAGAAUUAUAAAUAUAAUUUAUUCGUAAAGUAUUAAAGAUAUGACGAGAAAAAUGUCAAUAAAUUAGUUAUUCAU
Molecule: messenger RNA, 4015 nt
Organism: Cloeon dipterum
Lineage: Eukaryota; Metazoa; Arthropoda; Insecta; Ephemeroptera; Baetidae
Product: receptor-type tyrosine-protein phosphatase alpha-like
Exons: 23
Coding region: 19-3642 (1207 amino acids)
Biological process (GO): protein dephosphorylation
Molecular function (GO): protein tyrosine phosphatase activity
Source: RefSeq, a predicted model, not a curated record